Cuscuta epithymum is the source of this 2264-nucleotide messenger RNA. The record is from the annotation of a GenBank genome assembly. NCBI's taxonomy places the organism in Eukaryota, Viridiplantae, Streptophyta, Magnoliopsida, Solanales, Convolvulaceae.
CUUCUUUCACUCUUAUUAAUGUUUUUGAAACGGGAAAAUUUUUAAGUUACAGAGGAAGUAUUUUUAAUAUUACAUGGAAGAAUUGAUUGAAUUGGGGCACACAAAGAUAAGGUGAUUUGGUUUGGUUGGGUUGGGAUGAUAGAUGAUAGCCAUUUGGCGGCAACGAAAUAUGCAUAAGACAUGGUCACAUCGGCUUGACCAUGGUCAAUUGGUUCUACGAAGCGGGGCCCAUUUCUGUCUCCAUCUACUCUACAUACCAAAUGACCUCGCUCCUCCCUAUGCACCACAAACUCCGUUAUCGUAGCCACUCGCCUCCUACCACCCAUCCGUCCUUCUUCCUUUCAAUCAAACCCUAGCUACCAGCUACGACAAAUAACUGCUACAGUGCCCGGUUUGUUUGUUCAUUUAUUUAUCUCUACAUCUCUCCAUCUCUAUCUCUGCGAUUUUCAGAUUCCCAUUCAUUCAGACUGAUCCAACCUCUUGUCGUUCUGCUUCUUUUUAUAUUCCGAGUUUCGCAUUGCAUUCAAUUGAGUAAUCACAGCUGGAGGAGGAGAUAUACAAUGGCGUCUGCCUGCGUCAACCCUAUCGGAAUGUCACCGGAGUCCUUUCUCGACUGUCCUCAGGCCAAGUUUCCUUCCUAUGCUUGGUUGAGUCCACGAGUAUCGUACAGUCGGGAGUUCUCAGAGGAUUCCAGGAAGACCAAGCGUUCUUCUCAGGGGCAGGGGCAGGGGCGUGAGAAGCGGGAAGAGGAAAAGGAGGAGGAAAGCUCAGAUCCGGAGGAUUUCGAGUUCCGUCUGGACGAUCCGGUCGCAAUGCAGCCGGCGGACGAGCUCUUCUCCGACGGGAAGCUAAUGCCGCUGCACCUGUCGAUGGUCCGGCCUGUGGCGGCGCCGGUGAGAGCCACGUCCCCGGAUACGCCGAAAUUGCGAAUCAGAAACGAGAUUUCCGGUACGGACCCUUACCUCUUCUCUCCGAAAGCGCCUAGAUGUUCCAGUCGAUGGAAGGAGAUUCUAGGGUUGAGGAAGCUCUACCACCAGAGCAGCAACGCUGCGGCAAAGCAGGAGAGUCACUGCAGAAUCUCGUCGUCUUCGUCUAAUUUGCUGGGCAAUAAAUCUCUGAAAAGCUUCCUGCACCGCAGCACCGCUUCAAAGUCCACCAAUCCCGCCGAGUCUAUCUCCCUCCGCCUUCCUCUGCUCAGGGAUACCGACAACGACUCUCUGGCGGUUUCUUCUGCUAGGCUAUCGCUCUCAUCCUCCUCCUCUUCAGGCCACGAGCACGAAGACCUCCCUCGUCUCUCCCUCGAUUCCGAGAAACCAGCAAACAACGCCCACACUCGGAGUGGGAGUCAAAGUAGCAUCAGCAAUAAUAAUAACAAUAAUCCCCCACGAGUUCGAGCGGUGAAGGCGAGGGCGGAGAACCAGGGGGUGCGAGUUGGGCGGAGCCCAAUGCGGAGAGUACCAGAAACGACGGCGGCGCGUGGACUCUCCGUGGAUAGCCCACGCAUGAACUCGUCAGGGAAGAUAGUUUUCCAAAGCUUGGAGAGAAGCUCGAGCAGUCCGAGCAGUUUGAACGGUGCUCCCAAGCACAAGGUGCAGAGAGGAAUGGAGCGGUCGUACUCAGCGAACGUCCGCGUCACUCCGGUUCUUAACGUUCCAGUCUGUUCACUGAGGGGGUCCUCAAAGUUCGGGUUUCCUCUGUUUUCGUCUUCCUCAUCGUCGUCACAGAACCAGAGGAAGGAAUCAGCCGGUGUCGGAAGCAAAGCGCACCCGAGUAUUGCGGCGGCGAAACACCGUACGGAUCGGAUCAAGGAAUGAUUGGACGCCUUGCCUUCGCCAUUACCAUUUUGUCUCGAUCUUUAAUCUUUUACACAUUAUUAUUGUUGUUGUUAUGAUAGAUGAGAGAUUAGAUGCGGAGUAUUCGGUAAUGGGUGCGUGCUGAUUGAACCUUUGUUCUUCAAUUCUUCCUUUGUGGCAAGUGAUGAAUUCAGGUAACUGCUACUACAGCACUGACUGCUCUGCCGCCAUAGUAGUGGUUAGUUAGUGACGAUGAUGGUGAGAUUGUAUGUGAAUAGUUGAUUCGUUUUCUUCUUUUCUUUUUGAUCGUUCGUUAGCAUAUGCUUCUGCUGUUAGAUUGAAUGAAUUGGAUCAUCAUGAUUCCCGGCCCGGGUGUCCGGGCUCUUGCCUUUUCACUCCCUCACGAUUAAAUGCAUAAAUAAAAUUGAAUGGGAAGGAGUAAAAAUUUACCAUUCCAAUCUCAGAUUUCCC